This is a messenger RNA of Peromyscus leucopus (white-footed mouse), 2673 nucleotides long. It is a transcript of the gene Slc16a5, whose product is annotated as solute carrier family 16 member 5. NCBI's taxonomy places the organism in Eukaryota, Metazoa, Chordata, Mammalia, Rodentia, Cricetidae. Gene Ontology annotation, molecular function: monocarboxylic acid transmembrane transporter activity. The record is from RefSeq and is a predicted model, not a curated record. Gene Ontology annotation, biological process: monocarboxylic acid transport; transmembrane transport. The coding region runs from base 221 to 1624 and encodes 467 amino acids. The transcript has 4 exons.
CAAUGCAAAGGCCUCUUGCCACCUCCCAGGGGGCGGUGCCCCUCCUUGAUGCUUGGGGUUGGAGCAUAAGGAGGAAGCAGUUUCAGUCACCCAGGCAGGGUGGCAGGUGGGCUGAGGGAGGCCUGGCAGCCUGCCAGCCACAGGCUCCGUUCUCUUCCCAUCCAGGCUGUGGUCUCAAGGUGGCAGUAAGGCUGUGGCGAUACGAUCCUGGUAGCUGAGAAUGCCCCAGGCUCUGGAGCGAGCAGAUGGCAGAUGGGCCUGGGUCGUCCUGCUGGCCUCCCUGGUGACCCAGGCCCUCACCUUGGGCUUCCCUGCUUGCAUUGGCGUUUUCUUCACUGAUCUGCAGCGCGACUUCCAGGCCACCAACAGUGAGACCUCAUGGUUUCCCUCUAUCAUGGGGGCCAUGAUCCAUGGUGGGGGACCCCUGUGCAGCAUCCUGAUAAAACGUUUCGGCUGCCGAGUGACCAUGAUACUGGGGGGCAUGCUGUCCAGCCUGGGCAUGGUGGCCAGCUCCUUCUCUGGCUCACUCAGCCAGUUCUUCCUCACAGCAGGAUUGAUCACAGGCCUGGGCAUGUGUUUCAGCUUCCAGUCAAGCAUCACAGUGCUGGGCUUGUAUUUCGUCCGCCGUCGGCCACUAGCCAAUGCGCUGGCCUCCAUAGGCAUCUCUAUAGGCGUCACUCUCUGGCCACUGCUGGCCCGAUACCUUCUGGAAACCCUAGGCUGGAGAGGCGCCUUCCUCAUCUUUGGUGGCAUCUUUCUCCACUGUUGUGUAUGUGGAGCCAUCCUGAGGCCUGUUGCCACCAACGUGGUCCCCGAGCCCAAAGAAGAUCCUCCUCUACCUCCCAAGACACCUACACGCAGCUGGCUGGCAACAUGCAUCUCAACCAUCCAGUACCACCUGGCCUUUGACAUCCUUCGGCACAAUAUGGCCUUCUGCAUAUAUGUAACCGGUGUGACAUGGAUGAUCCUGGGUUUCCCUCUGCCGCACAUCUUCCUGGUGCCGUACGCUGUGCACCAUGGGGUGGAUGAGUAUCGGGCAGCCAUGCUCAUGUCGGUCAUCGGCUUCUGCAACAUCUUCUUACGGCCAGUGGCAGGGCUGCUGGUAGGCAGGAAGAGCUUGGCUGCCUACCGGAAGUAUCUUUUUAGCACCGCGAUCCUUGUGAAUGGGCUCACCAAUUUAAUAUGCACGGUGUCAGCGGACUUCUCGGUGCUCCUGAGCUACUGCCUGGUGUACAGCCUGUCCAUGUGUGGCGUUGGGAUCCUCAUCUUCCAGGUCCUCAUGGACAUUGUCCCGAUGGAUCGAUUCCCCAGUGCCCUGGGCUUUUUCACAGUCCUAUGUGGUGUGGCUUCCCUCAUCUCUCCACCGUUGGCUGGACUCCUGCUGGACACGACCAACAACUUCAGCUAUAUUUUCUACGCGUCAAGCUUCUUGCUCAUCUCAGCGGCCCUCUUCAUAGGAGGAGGCUUCUAUGCCGUGGAGAAGAAGCAGCUGAAACAAAAUGGGCCAGCCAAGGUGGAGGACACCAUCUCAGAGAUUACCCCAAUGCAGGGUCUUACCUCGGAAGACAAGGACGGCACCAAGAAGCAACUGUGCCCUGAAAACAUGUACGUGACCACUGUCUGAACUCCAGAAGUCACAUGUGACCUGCCUCAGAGCUCUGAGGUCCAUAAGGGACCUUCCUGCCAGGAAGUAGAGUAUAGAAACGGGCCUUCCUGACUUUCUUCCUUGGGUCCCAGGAAGAUGGAUCUGAGUCCUGUUUGAAGCAGUCAUAGCUAGCUACCCUGGGCUGGCUUCUCACAGCUGCUCCUACAGCCCAACACUCUGGGUCUUCCCACCCAACCUUCCCAUUUCGACACUCUCUGUCCUUCUUGGCAACUCUCCAGACAAUUCUGAAGAAUUCACCUUUCUUCCAAGAACCUCCUCCCCUCUUCCCACAUAAUCAGCCCUGACCCCUCAGGUCAGGAGGAUCAAGGGUGCUGCUUUGCAAAGCUGAGCCUCACACUGACUGGAGCCACGGGAGAGGCAGAGAUGGAGGGCCAGGAUGAGAAGUCUGCGUCAGUACAGGAUGGGGACAAAUUGAUUGGUGGAGUGCGCUGGUCCUGCUACCUCUGCUGAGAGCAGGAGAGGAAGCUGCUGUCAUGGAGGGGGUCCUCCUGCUUAGGGCUCAGGAUUUAUGAAGUCUGAGGAGUCUUCUACCAUCAAGCAGGGCCUGAGCCAGGAUGUUCUCUCUUCCCCUACUCUGUAUCCAUAUAAGGGAAGGCAGACAUUUGACUGACCAGGAGACAGGAAGGCCGGCCGGCUAGGUAGCCUAAGGAACAUUAUGAAAAUUGGGUUUGUAUAUGCAAACUGUAGCCUGUGCUCUGUUCUUGGCCUUCUGAGGUUCCCCUUUCUCUGGGAUGUGUUAGAACUAUCAACCCUGAGGCAGUAGUUGGCUAAAUCAGCAGCUGCUGCGAGCCUGAGUGCAUGGUCUGGAGCUAUGCCCAUGCACACACUUCUGGUGGUACCCUCUGAGGUCAUCACCCAGCACUGGCUGUCAUCAGCCCUGGCUUGUCCCAACAGGGCACUCCAGGGAAUGGGAAAACAGACUGUUUGAAUUAUAUACAAAAACAUUCCCUGCAGCGGGUCAUAAACUCUGGACUAAUAAAGCAGGAAAACAGGCCUGAGUAAAUUUC